GAGUCUGAUUCUCAUCACCCGUAGUUCCGAUCCCAGUACCUUAUCAUCUGGUUUUUGUUCAGCAUUCCCUGAAUCAUUAGAGAAAGUCGUUCCCAAAUAUCAUACGCAGAGUAAAAUGAAUAGUACCGGCAGAACCAUCAAUAAUCGUACCCACUUUGGCGUUGAAUUAUCCAAUAUUCAUUUCAGUAUAGAUAGUAACCGUUUGAAUAAUGGAUUUAAUGUGAACUUUGAAACAUUAUUAUUUGGAAGAAGUGUGAGUAGACGUUGUAUAACCUAUUCAUCGGCUUCAAUUAUUGACGAACAGUGUGUAGUAACAGAAUUGGUUGUAGCAUUAGACUGUAGUUUGUGUCGGUUUGUUGAAAUUUUUCAAAUAAACAGUGUGCGGUUAGUUGAAUUGUCUCUAACUGAUACAUUCAUUUCAUUCUUUUGUAUGAGAAUGAAAGAUUUGUAUAGAACUUAUUCGUUUGCAAAUAAACAAAAAACAAGAAACUCUUACCGAAGAACACAAUCUGGCAGCUCUCUUCUCAGUAGAAAUCAAGCAGGCACCUCCUCGUUUUUGAAAUUGAGCGUUUCUUGUGUAUCAGAAUUGAUUUCAAAGUUUGAAACGAUGUCUGCUCAAAGUGGCAAUUUCAAGUCCAUUUCAAAUAGUAGAAGUGUAUCUGAAGUCAAAGAUAGUUCUGAAAGUAAUGAUGUUUCGAUUUCGAAACAGCAAUCUCAGAAUAUGGCACUCCCAACAGUAUCAAGGAAAUCUCUGGAAAAGGAAAAGGAGGUCUCGGAUGAAAAAAAUAUUGACGAAACUAUGAAGAAGGAAAUUCCGGAUAAAAAAAAUAUUGGGGAAAUUGUAAAGGAGAAGAUUGUAUCAGCUGAUGGAAUGAAAGAAUCUUUCAAACCAGUAGUAACAAUAAUAGCUCUGAAAGAUCGUUGUGUGAGUCCAAGCCGUUUGGAUCCUACACCUAUUACACAGUCCACAGCUUUUAAAGCUCUUUGUAUGAGGGCUAAGGAAGGGAUAGAAACACUACCUCUAAAAUACUCAUCCCUCUCUUCAAAAACCCAUCUUCCUCGUAAGCAAGUAAGUGACUUGAGAACUUCAAAACCAAGUUCUCAAACCUCUUUUGAAGGCACAAAACCUCUUGCAGUGAAUAAGAUAGGAAUAUGUAAAGACAUGGAACUAUUCCCGAAUGAUGAUCUAGACUCGCCUGCUUAUGACAAUCAAUACUGGGCAAACAAGUCAGGAAAACCAGACGCAGCAGCAAUAGAUCACGGAACAUCUACUAUUUCGGAAAAGGAUACUUCAAAAAUUACAGAGAAUGUUAGAGAAGCAUCGCUGCCAAGCUCAAAAAUUGAUGAAACAGGAAUCUCAUUUACCACAAAACAAGAAAGUUCUGAGCACACCACUAAAGAGGAGAAACUAAGAGAGGAAGAUGAAAAUUCUAAAUCGCUUCCAAGUCUAGCAGAAGAGAACUCUAAAUUCAUAAAAGAAGAAUCAACUAUUAUUCAGAAAGUUAUCUCUAAUGAAAAGCCAUUCAAAAUUGAACCAAUUUCAUCCGAGGCAGGUAAAAAUGGGAAUAAAAUUGAUAUUCCUGUUAGAGAAAUAGAUGUCAAAUCGGAAACGAAUAAAUUCGAUCUUACCAACAUUAUUGAGAGAGAUGAAGGAGAAGAUUUCAAGCAUAGCGAAGAAGAAAAGCAGCAAUCGAUUCCAAUUGAAUUGACUAGCAAGAAUAGAGAAGAAAUUCUCAAUGAAGGUAUCGCUACAAUUGUUUCAUCAUUUUCUCCUCAUCAAUCUUCUGACUUUGAUACCAAAGAAACUGCGAAAUUGCAAGGAGCAGAUGGAAAACAAGUUAUUGAAAAAGAAUUGGAUACAAAUAAUUCUAAGGACAAGAAUGAUUUGGCGUUCAUGAAUAAUGAGAGAACUUCCACAUUGACCUCAGAAAUAAUCAAUGAGAACACUCUCUCCCCUCGUGAUACAGUUCUACAGUUCUUGAAAACUGAAGCAAGUGAAACUUCUGUUCAAGAAUCAGAGUCUGCAUCUCGCGAUAAGAAGCUAACAAAUAUUGUAUAUGAUAUGCUGAUUGAUCAAGAAACAAGUAACAGUCAAUUCCAUGAUAAGAUACAAUCUAAACAGAACUUGGAAGUGAAAAAUGCACAUGAAGAGAAUAUAACGGCUGAUGAUAUUCAACAGUCAGUUCCCAAUAAAUCCCGAUUAGACUCAUCCGAGGAAAUGAUCAAAGGAAUUGCUGCUAAACCAGAAGUGACAAUACCAUAUGAAAAUGCUAUAUCAUUUGUGACAACACCUACUAUGCAGAGAAAGAAAAUUGGUGGAUCUCAAAGACUUUCAAGAGAAGAGCGACCUGCUCUUCGUGAAGUGACACACGUUGUAGAUUAUAAUAGCUCUGAGGACAGUGAGGAAUGUGAUGACAAAGGAUACACUGUCACUGAACCAACUGAACGGGAUAGAGAGCAGGAGUUCCUUCAAGACAGAAAGGUCACAUUCAAAAUCGAAUCAGAAGAUGAAGAAGAAAAGAUGGAAGACGUGGUUGGAGUUGAAUUUGAAGAAGUGGGGAAUGAUGAGGUCAUCAGUAAUAAACAAGGUUCUCAGAUUAAUGUGAAGAGACAAAUGAUUGACCAAGAAUUGGUUACUGUUAGUGGUGCAUCUCAGGAUUUGAUCGAUGCUAAGCCAACAAAGAUCGAACGCCGCUUUGAGAGGAUGGCAUCUGAGACCAUAGAACAGAAUGCCGAAUCGACGGUAUCGACCGAGGGCGAAUUCCAGAGGAUGGUUUCACAGCUGUCGACCGAAGAGGUGGACGAGUAUCUGCAGCUCUGGGAUGAGGGUGGCCUCACACCAUCUUCUGAACUUGACUCGCGAGAUGCUACAGUCGAGAGUGCUGACAUGGAUGAGGAAGUUGAAGCAAUCCCACAAGAGAGCAGCUGGUCUGUAUCACAAGAACAAGAGCAACGACCAACAGACACGAGUGAAUUUUCUCCCAAACCUCCUCCCCGCACAACCACAAAACCUGAACCCUGCAUUGAUAACUCUGUCAAACAGCCUGAAAUUUGUCAACAGCCUGAUCAAGAAGACGCACAAGAUUAUUCAAUCAAGAAAAAAUUCUGGGAACAAAUAUCGAGUUCUGGAGAAGCAGAAGUUAAAAUUGCCAAACAUCCAGAACCAACUGCUCCACCUCCAGUUCCUCGCCCAAGGUCCAGUAUAGUAUCUUCAGUAUCACUAUUGAAAUCUGAAGCUGAAAGUGACACCGAAACUACUAUCACAACUCUUAGUGAUUCGACAAUUAGAUUGAAAAAUGUUCAGCAAGAUGCCCUCAGUAAGCACUCCUUCACAGGCUCUUCAGAUGCUUCUGACAAGGAAGAAGUUUCUGAAACAGAUGCCGCAGAAUCCAUUCUUCCUGUCAGUGUUCCAGCUACAGUGUCAUCUGCAGUUGUCGAAUCUACUGAAGAACAGGACAAGCAACCCCUACUUUCUAGCAGUAGUGAUUCAGAAAGCGAACCUAAUCUCAAAUCGAAAGAUAAACCAUCACCAGCUAAGAAGUCAUUGUCAUUAGAUACCGAGAAGAAAUCCAAAAUUCCUGUGGUUGCCACCAGAAAAACAGUUUAUGAGAGAUCAGUCUCUCUGCCCACCAGUGACCUUGACUCUUCCAUCAGUAGUGUUCGAGCAAAGAAGAGAUAUUUUGAGGCACAAAUCAAAAAGGAGAUGGUUGUAGAUCAGCUCAUGACUCAGUUAGAAGAAGAAUCAUCUCCAGAGCACAAGUCAAUCAAUCAAAAAGAAAAUGAGAAGCCAACUGCUGAUGCUGAAGCAAUGGUGAGCCGACAGAUACACAGUCACAUAUUCAGUCAUGAAAUGGACGAGCAAAUUGAAUCUCUUGUACCUGAGAGCAAACAUAUUUUGGAAGCAGAAGAGGCCCUAGUGGGCAAACCAGUGACUGUAACUGAGGUGGCAGAGGUCAAUAACAAGGUAGAUGCUAGAAGAACAGUCAAACGAACCGAUUCGACACUUUUUGAAGCGGAGAUUGUCAAGCUUGAACCUGUAAUGAAGGAAACAAAGGAAGAAUCUUCAAUCACCUUGGACAAUGUAAUUACAAAUAAUGUGAAAAACAUGAAAAAUAUCUUUGAAAAUUUUUCAGAGCAGCCGAGUCUUGAAAAAUCAAUUACAGAACCCGAAGAAUAUUCUUCUGCAGAAACUAAAAGGAUAUUUGAUGAGCAAAAUAUCUGUAAUGAUUUUAUUGAAGAAAAAACAUCAACAUCCCUCUCUUCAAUGCCAGAAAAAUUGGAAUUCGGAAGUGGAGAUCUUCCCAAUCAAACAUCUGAUUCAAUGGAAGUGCACAUAGAUAAAAGUGAAAUUGAAGAGUCUGAGAAAGAAAAAGAUACUGAAGAAAUGUUGAAACAGGAAGAAUAUUCAAACCUAGUCAAGGACAAAAUCAUGCUUGAAGAAGAUGAACCUAUACCAUCCAUUACUGUAACCCUAUCUGGUAAGCAGAGAACAGAUAGCUAUAGCCCAGCAGAUAGUGAAGAUAACCAAUCUGAGGCCGACAUUGUCCCAGAGCACUCCAGUACUGAAGAGAAAGCUCAGAAGGUGUUGGAAUCUCAAUUAAAAUUCGCAAAAACUUCAUCUGAAAGUCGAGAGCCAUGUGUACAUACUCCUGAAGAGCACUUCCCGGACACUGUAUGGGAGGUUCCUGUACAGCAAGAGCCUGAAACAUCUGAGCAGGAAGUUGCUCAUGACAUACCAAUAGAAAGUCAAAUUAUAGUUGAAAAAGAUGAGGAAGACUCUUUGUCUUCAGACAUCAAGCAAUUCCAGAGCAUCCUCAAUAAGAACAAAAUUAGCAUCUCAGAAGAAGAGGCAAGAGAAAUUGCAGAGCAGGUUGUAGAAUAUAUAGAAGCAAAAAUAGCUGAGAAGAAUAUUAUAAUAAACGACGCAAAAGUCAAUAUUGGCUCAAUGAACAAAGAAGUUACUGAGUAUUUCAAGCAACUAUCCACAGAAGACGUAGAUGAAAAACUUAUAGAAUCCGUUAUAGCUAAGAAACAGAGAGAACAGAUCAUGAAAGCAUCUAGAAAAGAUACAACAACAUCAAGCAUGGAAAUAACUGAUGAGGAUCUUCGUAGUAGCGGCGUUGAUAUGGAUAUCUCCCUUAUUGAUAGUUUCCCAUCAAAAUUGAAGCACCUUGAUGAGAAGAGUGAAACCGAUGAAGCUAGUGGAUGAGAAAAC
Nilaparvata lugens (brown planthopper) is the source of this 5215-nucleotide messenger RNA. RefSeq lists its product as uncharacterized. The record is from RefSeq and is a predicted model, not a curated record. NCBI's taxonomy places the organism in Eukaryota, Metazoa, Arthropoda, Insecta, Hemiptera, Delphacidae. Bases 116 to 5209 code for a protein of 1697 amino acids. The transcript is spliced from 4 exons.